ACUCGACGCAUCUCGUGGUAGUACGUCGGGGAUGUACGGUAGAAAAAACUCGUCUUCUCUGUUUCCUCCUCUUUAAACCCUAACAACUAAAACCCGGGCAGCUACGAACAGACACGUUCGAAGCAGCAUCUGUCUCCUCAGAGAGUUCGACGGAAAAUCCCGACGCGCUGGAAAUCUGACGCAAAACGCCAAAAAGCUCCAAACAAGGAUUUCCGCAUCGAUGGACCAAGAUCAGUCUCACAAGUCUCAUAGGUCACGCCAAGCAGGCCCCUCGGCGAAGAAAAAGGAAAAGGCCGAUCAGAAGAAGAGGGAUAUUUCCAAUGAAAAGAAGCACAACCCGAAGGCCUUUGCUUUUAGUUCAUCAGUGAAGGCCAAGCGUUUGCAAUCACGCGCAUCAGAGAAAGAGCAACGCAAGCUUCAUAUGCCAACAAUAGAUCGCUCAACUGGUGAACCUGCUCCAUAUGUCGUUGUAGUUCAUGGACCUCCAAAGGUCGGGAAAUCUCUAUUGAUAAAAUCUCUGGUAAAGCAUUACACUAAGCAUAAUAUAUCAGAUGUUCGGGGUCCAAUUACUGUUGUAUCAGGUAAGAACAGGCGUCUGCAGUUUGUGGAGUGCCCAAAUGAUAUUAAUGGCAUGAUUGAUGCAGCGAAGUUCGCUGAUCUUGCUUUGCUACUUAUUGAUGGAAGUUUUGGGUUUGAAAUGGAAACCUUUGAAUUUCUUAAUAUUUUGCAAAAUCAUGGAUUCCCGACAGUAAUGGGGGUGCUUACAAAACUGGAUACAUUCAAGGAUGCAAAGAAACUGAGAAAAGUUAAGAAGGACCUCAAGCAUAGGUUUUGGACAGAAUUAUAUGAUGGAGCUAAGCUUUUCUAUUUAUCUGGUCUUGUUCACGGGAGGUACCCCAAACGUGAAAUACAUAAUCUUGCAAGAUUCAUCUCUGUUAAGAAAUUUCGUCCUUCGUCUUGGUGUUCUUCACAUCCUUAUGUGUUGGUUGAUCGUUUCGAAGAUGUUACACCUCCUGAAAAAGUGCAUGCAAAUAAAAAAUGUGAUAGAAACAUAACAUUGUAUGGUUACCUUCGAGGUUGCAAUAUGAAGAAAGGCACCAAGGUGCAUAUUGCUGGUGCUGGUGAUUUCAGUUUGGCUGGUAUGACUAGCAUAGCUGAUCCUUGCCCUUUACCUUCAGCUGCCAAAAAAAAGGGACUGCGUGACAAGGAAAAGCUUUUCUAUGCUCCUAUGUCUGGUGUCGGGGAUCUUCUCUAUGAUAAGGAUGCUGUGUACAUAAAUAUAAAUGAUAAUCUGGUUCAAUUUUCUAAAGUAGAUGAUGAAAGUGGGGCUGCAGCAAGAAAAGGGAAGGACCGAGAUGUAGGCGAGGUACUAGUAAAAACGCUUCAGAAUACAAAAUACUCAAUUGAUGAAAAGUUGGAGCAGAGUUUCAUUAAUCUUUUCAGUAGGAAGCCUCCCACCAUGUUAGAAGAUAGAUAUGGUACAAAAGAUUCUCAUAUGAACGAUUGUGAAGAUGAACUUCUGAGUGGCAGCGAUCAAGAUCACAUUGAGCAUAUGGACUGCAUGGAAACUUCAGCGCAAGAAAAGGAUGGUGAAAAGGGUCCUAUUGGAGAAAGUGAAGAGGAUGAUUCUAAUGAAGAAAGUGAUAAUGCACUGGAGAAAAGGGAUGGAAAUGGUGAGCUGCUACCUCCUUUAAAAUCUGAUUUAAAGGAAGAAGCUGAGUUCCACGAUGGAAGGCUAAGGAGAAAAGCUGUCUUUUCAAGUGAUUUAGCUCUCAAUUCUCCGAAGGAUUCUGAGGAAGAUGAUGUGGAUAGUGUACAAUCCACAGGCUCAGAUAUUUCAGCAGAAAGUGAAGAUUACAAUAUCGAAGAAGAUGAUGGGAUGGGGAAUGCUUCAAAGUGGAAGGAAUCCUUGAUUGACAGAACAGUCUUGAAACAAAAUAUUAAUCUGAUGCAACUUGUGUAUGGACAAUCGGAACCAAAAUCGAGAACCGCUAAUCACAAAGCACAGGGUAGUAGUGAUAGUGAAGAUGAUGAAGAUGAUGAGUUCUUCAAGCCAAAAGGAGAGAACAAGAAAUUAAGCGAAAGAUCUGAUGCUGAUGAUGUCAAUGCUGAAGACUGCUCCAAAUUUGAAAACCAUGAAGAGUUGAAGGAUUGGUCAAAUAAAGACAUUAUAGAAAGUAUUCGUGAUCAUUUUGUCACAGGGGAUUGGUCAAAGGCCGCUCAUCAUGGUGGAGCGACAGAUGAUAAUGGAGAAGAUGAUGACUCUGUUUAUGGUGAUUUUGAAGACUUAGAAACAGGUGAGAAAUACGAGAGCCAUCAAUCUGGUGGGGAUGGAAAGAUCCCCGAAGGAGAUGAUGCAGAGGAGGAGAGGAGGCUCAAGAAGCUUGCUCGUCGUGCCAAAUUUGAUGCAGAAUAUGACGGGGAUGAACCGCCUGAUGAGGAAAUUGAUGAAAAGAAUGGGUCCAAGUUCCACAAAAAUCAAGCCCAUGAUAGUGACUACUUUGACAAGUUAAAAGAGGAGAUUGAACUUCGGAAACAGAGGAAUAUAGCCGAACUCAAUGAUUUGGAUGAGGCCACUCGAAUAGAGGUUGAUGGUUUCAGAACAGGGACUUACAUGAGGCUGGAGGUUCGUGAUGUUCCGUAUGAGAUGGUUGAACAUUUUGACCCUAGCCAUCCUAUUUUGGUUGGUGGCGUUGGUCUUGGGGAGGAAAAUGUUGGAUACAUGAAGGCCCAACUCAGGAAGCAUAGAUGGGAGAAGAAAGCGAAAUUGAAGAAUAGAGAUCCGAUUAUCAUUUCAAUUGGAUGGAGGCGUUAUGAGACCAUCCCUGUCUAUGUAACUGAAGAGCGCAGUGGGCGGCUCCGCAUGCUCAAAUACACCAAAGAGCACAUGCAUUGCCUUGCUAUGUUCUGGGGCCCCCUGGCACCUCCCUCCACAGGACUUGUUGCUUUCCAGAGUUUAUCAAAUAAUCAGCAAGGAUUUCGCAUUAUAGCAACAGGACAUGUGUUAGAGUGCAACCAUGCAGAACAUAUAGUCAAGAAGGUAAAAAUGGUUGGUUAUCCCUGCAAGAUCUUCAAAAAGACAGCAUUUAUCAAGGACAUGUUCACAUCAGAUCUGGAGAUAGCUAAGUUUGAAGGUGCAGCCAUUCGGACUGUCAGUGGAAUCCGGGGGCAGGUUAAGAAGGCUGCAAAGGAAGAGCUUGGCAACAAACCCAAAAGGAAAGGAGGUCAACAGAGAGAAGGGAUUGCCAGAUGCACAUUCGAGGAUAGAAUUCUGAUGAGCGACAUUGUUUUCUUAAACACAUAUGCUCCAGUGGAAGUCCCCUGCUACUUUAACCCAGUAACUACAGCUAUGCAACCUCAUGACAAGACCUGGAAAGGCAUGAAAACAGUGGCUGAGCUUAGGAGAGAACUCAAUCUUCGGAUCCCAGUCAACAAGGAUUCACUCUAUAAGCCUAUUGAACGGAAACCAAAGAAGUUCAAUCCAUUGGUGAUCCCAAAAUCACUACAAGCUGCUCUCCCAUUCGCUUCCAAGCCGAAGGAUCAGCCUCAUAGGAAACAGCCACUGCUCAAAAGCCGUCGGGCUGUUGUCAUGGAACCCCAUGAGCGGAAAGUCCAUGCCCUCGUCCAACACCUCCAGUUGAUCAGAAAUGAAAAGAUGAAGAAGCGGAAGCUCAAGGAUGAGGAGAAGAGGAAAGCACAUGAAGCGGAGAAGGCCAAGGCAGAGCAAUUGACGAGGAAGCGCCAAAGAGAAGAGCGGCGAGUGAGAUACCGUGAGGAAGAGAAGCAGAAGAGGAGAACCCGGAGAAAACUGUCUUAGUGAUCAUAUGAGUAUUCCAGCAGCAAUUAGGAACAUGUGCCUGACGGGACGAAGGUCCCAUAUAUCGCCAUUUUCUACCAUAGGCAAAUGAGGUUAGUUGUGUCAGAUCUGAUCCACAAAUUUUCAUGGCGAGACUGCAUGGAAGUCUGACAUUUGACUCGCACCUGUGGAUGGAUGAAACACCUAGGUUAUUUACUCUUUUUAUCCUAGGCAUUAAUGUAUUGUUUGUAGCUUAAUGCACGUAUUGGCUGCUGGGUAGGCUAAUGAGCUUCAAUAGCUUGUAUUCAUGUGGGGAAAACUUCUUUGUAACCAAAUAAUUUUCCAAUGGUUUUGGUGAUGCUUCUUUUUUCACAUAA
This is a messenger RNA of Magnolia sinica, 4173 nucleotides long. RefSeq lists its product as uncharacterized. Lineage: Eukaryota; Viridiplantae; Streptophyta; Magnoliopsida; Magnoliales; Magnoliaceae. Gene Ontology annotation, biological process: endonucleolytic cleavage of tricistronic rRNA transcript (SSU-rRNA, 5.8S rRNA, LSU-rRNA); ribosome biogenesis; maturation of SSU-rRNA from tricistronic rRNA transcript (SSU-rRNA, 5.8S rRNA, LSU-rRNA). The coding region runs from base 221 to 3817 and encodes 1198 amino acids. The record is from RefSeq and is a predicted model, not a curated record. The transcript has 19 exons. Gene Ontology annotation, molecular function: GTPase activity; U3 snoRNA binding; GTP binding. Gene Ontology annotation, cellular component: nucleus; 90S preribosome.